Molecule: messenger RNA, 1330 nt
Organism: Dendrobium catenatum
Lineage: Eukaryota; Viridiplantae; Streptophyta; Magnoliopsida; Asparagales; Orchidaceae
Product: probable WRKY transcription factor 53
Exons: 3
Coding region: 167-1048 (293 amino acids)
Biological process (GO): regulation of DNA-templated transcription
Cellular component (GO): nucleus
Molecular function (GO): DNA-binding transcription factor activity; transcription cis-regulatory region binding
Source: RefSeq, a predicted model, not a curated record
AAUAUUCAAAAUGCUAAAACAAAAGAACCCAAUUUUUCUCAGUCAAACUUCCAUCUCCCCCUUAAAACCCCCAUAAUCACUGCUGCAAUGCUUAUCUAAACGUUAAGAAUUCUCUUCACUUCAAAACUUCAGUUUUGGCCUCCUGUUUCAGCUUGACAAAACGGAAAUGGAGAAGAGCCAUAGCGAAGACUUAAAAAUGCUUAUUGAUGUACUGAGAGAAGGCAAUGGCCAUGUAAUGGAGCUUGAAGCACACCUUUAUAACUACGAGACCUUCUCUUCUGAAACUUGUUUACUGUUAUCGAGUAAACUACAAUCUACAUUCGCCACAGCCAUCGCCAUUAUUAAGCUUAUGGAGCAGAGGGGCUUACCGUCACCACCGCCGUCUUCGGCCACUGAUAGCCCGCGAAGCCAAAGUUCUGAAAGAAGCUUUAAGGAGCAGGAGCGAAGGGAGAUGUGCAAGAAGAGGAAGAGUUUACCGAGGUGGAGCGAGCAAGUGAAAGCUUGUUCUGGUUCAGCCAUGGAGAUUCCAUUAGAUGAUGGGCAUAGCUGGAGGAAGUACGGGCAAAAAGACAUUCUUGGAGCUAAGUUUCCCAGGUGCUACUACAGAUGCACCUACCGUCACUCCCAUGGCUGUGUAGCCACCAAGCAAAUACAGCGCUCAGAUAAUAACUCCUCCUUAUUUGACAUCACAUACAGAGGAGCUCACACCUGCAACCAUGGCUUCCAGAAACCUUCUCCUCUAACUAAUGAACAGAUUAUCCAUCAAAAUCAGAGCAUUAAGGUGAAGACCGAAGCUCUGAGCUCAAAUGAACAGAAAUCAGAGUCUUCUCCUUACUUCUCUUUCCCUUUGACGCCAAAGAGCUGCUUGAAGCUUGAGAGCAAUGUCUUCUCCUCUUCUUCAAAUCCAGAGAACUACGAGGGUCUGGAUUUGGAGAUUGCAGAUAUUAUCUGUGCUUCGAAUUCGACUACAAGUUCAGAAAUGUUGAAGAUAGAUUUUGGAGUGGAGCAGUUUGUGUUUGACAGUGAAUUUUCCUUUGAUUUUUAUUAGUCAGAGAGGCUCUGCUGAUCUGUUUCUUGCUUCAGAGUAUAUAUAGAUUGUAUGGUAAGUACGAUGUGAUCAAAUCAUGUAAGACCAAAAAGGCAAAAACCUCUCUGCAAUUCAAAAUAGAGGGUGUUUCUCUCCUUAAAACAGUGAUGGUAUAAGCCUUUAUUCAAGUUUCUCAGUUAAAUGUAUACUAUAAUAGAAAUUGAGGGGAAAGGGGGUUUGUUUUAAAGUCUUUGCUGGAAAGAAUAGGAUGAAAAGAAGAUGAGGCUGAAGGCAGUUUUGGAA